Molecule: messenger RNA, 1214 nt
Organism: Camelina sativa (false flax)
Lineage: Eukaryota; Viridiplantae; Streptophyta; Magnoliopsida; Brassicales; Brassicaceae
Source: RefSeq, a predicted model, not a curated record
AGUAAGAUUUGGUUAAAUUUUAUUCAAUAUCGCCUUCGAAUUUGGUUUUGCUCAGAAUUCACUUUCUCGGGUUUUAACCGGGAGAUUUGUGAUCGAUCAAUCUUUACUGGGUUUUUGCAGAAGUAUUUGAACUGGAGAAAACAACAAUUCAAUGGAGUGUGUAGUUCAAGGAAUCAUCGAGACACAACAUGUUGAAGCUCUUGAGAUUCUUCUUCAAGGUCUAUGUGGUGUUCAACGCGAACGUUUGAGAGUUCAUGAGCUGUGUUUAAAAAGUGGCCCAAGUCUUGGAGUUGUGUCCUCUGAAGUUAGGCUUUUAUGUGAUCUUGAUCAACCAGAGCCCACAUGGACUGUUAAACAUGUUGGAGGUGCAAUGAGAGGUCCUGGAGCUGAUCAAAUCUCUGUUAUGGUAAGAACUAUGGUUGAAAGUAAAGUAAGCAAGAACGCCUUGCGUAUGUUCAAUGCACUCGGUUACAAACUAGACCAUGAGCUUCUCAAAGUCGGAUUCGCCUUUCAUUUCCAACGGACCGCCAACAUAAGUGUCUCUGUGUCUUCGGUUAAUAAGAUGCUCAAAGUUCAUGCUAUAGAUGAGGCAGUUCCUGUUACACCUGGGAUGCAGAUUGUUGAUGUGACAGCUCCUGCAACACCUGCGAAUUACAGCGAAGUCUCUGCUGCAGUCUCAUCUCUCUGCGAAUUUCUCGCCCCGCUUGUUCACUUGUCGAAACCAUUUAACUCCACGGGAGUUGUGCCAACCGCUGCUGCAGCUGCCGCAUCUCUUAUGUCGGAUGGAGGAGUCACUGCGACCUUCUUCUUCACUUUCAUUCGAAAUAAUCGAAUCCAUCCAUACACACAACAACAAAUCGAAACUGAAUUAUGUCAGCGUACGAGUAUCCGAGGUUAUCUCGUCUGAAGAGAAAGGGCAAGUCGAUUUUGAGUUUAUGCAGCAAUUGGAGAAUCCAGAUCAUCACGUCACCACAAUGCAAUACUCGGAUCUCUAUUGCAGAGUGAAAGACAUGCUAGAUAGUGUGGAUUGUCCAUUACAGAUGAAUUACAAGGAUCUGAUACGCCCCGAACCAUCCCGGACCGAGUUUUUCAUCAGUUCACUUAUGAACUUUGCUCUACACAGAGAUUCAAAAAUGAAUAAAAUAAAAGAAAAGGCUGAGGAGUUGACUCUCCUUGACGAGGAGCGUAAGCAGUCGGAGGCAACGAUUGCCCAG